Phymastichus coffea is the source of this 1399-nucleotide messenger RNA. Its product is annotated as protein phosphatase 1 regulatory subunit 7-like. The coding region runs from base 312 to 1268 and encodes 318 amino acids. The transcript is spliced from 6 exons. The record is from RefSeq and is a predicted model, not a curated record. Gene Ontology annotation, molecular function: protein binding. NCBI's taxonomy places the organism in Eukaryota, Metazoa, Arthropoda, Insecta, Hymenoptera, Eulophidae.
UUUACUGUCAUCAAUUUCGAAAUGUUCAACCUUUUAGCGCUAGAAUAAUGGAAAACGGAAUGCACCUAUAUAUCUGCGCAUACUAUAUAGAAUACGUGUCUGAUUUAAUAUAUUGUAUAGCGUGAGUUUGUGCGAGUCUGCCGAUACUUUUCUAGAUGUGCCGAAAAGCAAAUCUACAACGUAAACUGUACUAGCUAGUACUGGCUAUACAUAUCUAGUUUAUCUAGUUUAUUGUAAUCUACAUCUUUAUAGCAUGAGAAGGGAAUUAUAAUAAUUUUCAUUGAAUUAUACCAUUAAUAUCAGAUAUUAAAAUGGCUAACAGUGAGGAUAACAAAAGUGAGGCAUCAGUGAACAUGGAAAGUGAAAAUGAUAACGUUGAAGCUGAAGACACUGAAAAAAUAAUGAUCAUUGAUCCUGAUUCUGAAGAAUUAGACUUCAACCAUUCACGAUUAACCAAAUUAGAAAAUUUAGAACCUUUAACGAAAAUAAAAACACUGUGUUUUACAUGGAAUUUAAUUAAAAAAAUUGAAAAUCUUGAUACUUUGCACACACUGGUAGAAUUGGAAUUACGAGACAAUCAAAUUACUGUUAUUGAAAAUUUGAAUGCUCUCGUAAACUUAAAAUUGUUAGACUUAUCAUUCAAUAGAAUAAAAAAGAUAGAAGGUUUAGAUAACUUAAUCAAUUUACAAAAAUUAUUUCUUUCCUCCAAUAGAAUCACAAAAAUUGAAAAUAUAUCACAUUUAAAAAAUUUGACAUUACUAGAAUUAGGUGAUAAUAAAAUUAGAGACAUUGAAAAUUUAGAAGGAUUAAAUAAUUUAACUAACUUAUUUUUGGGAAAAAAUAAAAUCACAAAAAUCCAAAAUUUAAAUACUUUGCGUAAUCUACAAUUACUUAGCAUUCAGUGUAACAGGAUUGUACGUAUUGAAAAUUUGACUGAAUUGACCAAUUUGGAACAACUGUAUCUAUCUGAAAAUGGAUUGACAUGUAUAGAAGGUUUAGAAAAUUGCCUAAAAAUAUCAACCUUGGAUCUUGCUAACAACAAAAUUAAAAAGAUUACAAAUAUAAAUCAUUUAACUGAACUAGAAGAAUUUUGGAUCAACAAUAAUGAAAUAGAGGAUUGGAGUACUGUUGACAACUUAACAUCAAAUACAAAGUUAGAAACAGUGUAUUUUGAGCAUAAUCCUAUUGCAAAGGAUCCUAAUUACAGAAGAAAAAUCAAACUUGUGUUACCUUGGUUAUCGCAGUUGGAUGCUACGUUAUGUAGAUGAAACAACUGCUUAUUUUUUAAAGAAAAAACUGAAAUUGGUCAAUGUAACUAUGGCAAAAUAUUGUAAGAAUUUGAAUCAAAAGAAUAUCACUUAUAUUAAAUAUUUUAAUUUUUAGUAUUUUUGUAACUAUG